This is a messenger RNA of Pimephales promelas (fathead minnow), 2441 nucleotides long. RefSeq names its product heat shock transcription factor 4 (gene hsf4). Lineage: Eukaryota; Metazoa; Chordata; Actinopteri; Cypriniformes; Leuciscidae. The record is from RefSeq and is a predicted model, not a curated record. Gene Ontology annotation, biological process: regulation of DNA-templated transcription. Gene Ontology annotation, molecular function: sequence-specific DNA binding; DNA-binding transcription factor activity.
CUAUGACUAGGCCACAGAGAGACGAGGAGAAGGAGAGAGGAACAGCAUCAGCAGCGCACAUCCCGAGAGAGCAUCGAUUUGGAAAUGGACUAAAAUACUUCUGGAUUUUUUUUAGACUCAUCUGUUCAAGUCCAAGUGUAGUUAUGCAGGAGAACCCAGGCUCUAUAGGUGUGGAUGGAGCAUAUGCUAGCAAUGUACCUGCUUUCCUCACUAAACUCUGGACUCUUGUGGAGGACCCAGAGACCAAUCAUCUGAUUUGCUGGAGUACUACGGGCACCAGCUUCCAUGUUUUUGACCAGGGCAGAUUUGCUAAGGAGGUCCUGCCCAAAUACUUCAAGCACAAUAACAUGGCAAGCUUUGUGCGCCAGCUCAACAUGUACGGCUUCAGGAAGGUGGUGAACAUAGAGCAGAGCGGGCUGGUAAAGCCGGAGCGGGAUGACACCGAGUUCCAGCACCUCUAUUUCCUCCAGGGCCAUGAGCAUCUGCUGGAGCACAUUAAACGCAAGGUGUCAAUAGUGAAAAGCGAGGAGACCAAAGUGCGGCAGGAGGACUUGAGUAAGCUGUUGUAUGAGGUGCAGGUGUUACGCAGCCAACAAGAGAACAUGGAGAUGCAGAUGCAGGAUAUGAAACAGCAGAAUGAUGUUCUGUGGAGGGAGGUGGUGUCACUGAGGCAGAAUCACACACAGCAGCAGAAAGUCAUGAACAAGCUGAUUCAGUUUCUGUUCAGCCAGAUGCAGUCCAACACUCCCAGCACUGUGGGAAUGAAGAGAAAGCUUCCUCUCAUGCUGGAUGAUGGCUGCUCCACCCCUCCUGCCUCCAAAUUCAGCCAUAGCCACUCCAUGGAGUCCUUGCAAGAAUCUUUCUAUAUCCAGUCGCCAUCCACAGAAAGUGCAUCCUGCUCCACUAGCAGUGUGAUGACCGGAGGGCCAAUCAUUUCUGAUGUCACUGAAAUUUCACAGUCCACCACCAUGGCUUUACAAAUGCAGGCAGAGGAAUCAAGGGAAAAAUGUCUGAUGCUGAUCAAGGAAGAGCCGGCGAGUCCGGGGGUGCAGGGACGAGGAGAGGGUGUACCACUCAGCUCCUGUGAGGUGUGCCCUGAACCCCCCGUCCUCCCUGUUGCCAUGGUGCAGUCCGUCCUAGAGGGCCGAGGAUCUAAUUUGGGAGAGAGAAGGGCCAAAAGACCCAUGCUGGAGAGACCAGAAAUUCCUGAUGCCGUGGAGAACGUUGACAUGAGCCUGGAGGAUUUACAGCUGCUUCUGAGGAGUCACCAGCAGAGCAUGGAAAGCAGUGCUGCGGCAAUGGAUCCUUUCACAUUUAGUCUCCCUUUGAAUGAGUGGAAUUUCACAGAAAUGGACCCAAACCUGAAAUCAGAGCUGGCUAAUGCCCUAAUCCCUGCUGCUGUGACCCAGUACAUGUUUCAGGGUCAGGGGGGAGAGACGUACCCCACCGCUGGCUAUGAGGAGCAGUGAAGACCUGAUAUGACAGCCAGCACAGAUCCCUCCUGAGAGAUGAACAGAGGGAUCCAUUUGAAAGCAUGACACUUGGAUUGCAUAUUAUUCCAACAUCAGAAGAGAAGGCUCAAAUGUAUCUGACUAAUAGAUGUGGCGGUGAUAUAGCAAGUAAACUUGCACUGAAUGAAGAUUCACUCAGUAGGCCAUUGAUAGAAGAUGGAUAUGUAUCAAUCUUUUGGAGCAACUCUUUGGAAUAUUUACAGUAAACCUUUCUCAAAGCCUAUAAGGAGUUCAGGCUACAUCAAGAUCCUUUUGAAGAUGCCAAAGAAAGGCUAUAUUAAGCAUUUCCUUCCCCAACGACUACAACACAUGUGGACUGUAUGCUAUGCAAUAUAUCAUAAAUGAUUGUGACCCGGGUUUGAAUGCACUUUAGUCUGUGUGUUGGAGUUUCUGCUUUGUGGAGCUGUGAUUUUAAUUUUCCCUAAAACUUAACUGUAAAAAAUAAUGACAUAAAAAACAUAUUUUGUUAAAAUGUACCUUAUAAUAAUGAAGCACAUAGUUUUAUUUCAAUAUAUAUGCAACGCACUUGUAUUUCAAUAUAUUUAAAGGCAUAUAAAAGUACUGGUUUAAUCAUAUUAUGUAUGUAUUCAUGUGAGAGGUCUAGGGGUUAAAAAUCAGACGUCACAGAAAGAAAAGUGCACUGCUUUUUGCACAAUAUAGUGUAUUUUUCUCAGUUAUAUUCUGCAACAUAUUCAUAAGACAUCAAGUAUUUUUGUUUCAAUUUAUCUUUGCCUUGCAGGAUUAAUAGUUGUCUUUGAUAGGCUUAUGAUUUAUUGUGUGACAUUUGCCCUCAUUUGAUACAAAUGUAUUGACCACAUUGGUUGAAUUCUUAAUUAAGUUGCUAAAGAUGACUAAAACAGCAAUUGUUAAUGCCUUUGAGAUGAGCACUAUACUUAUGUAAUAUAAAUAUAUAUUUUUUAAUUAUUAUUA